GCAGCCGCCAAACACGGCAGAGUUACGAGCGCUACGUUCAGUGAGAGAACGAAACGACUUAGCGAUAGAAUUCGUCCGGUUUGGUCAAAAGCCACCUAUUGCGCUGUCGACUUACCACUUAAACCCAACGGUCUAUUUCAAACAUUCGAGCAUCGGAGCAAUGGCAGAAAACAUGGACGUGCAAGGCCGCUCACUAUCUCCGCCAAAUACAAAUAAGAGAGGGCAGGUUGUUCACAAACGAGAACGUAUUGUGAUUGUUAAUCUGUAUAAAGAUCUCAAGGUAGAGAAUCCUAGGAUUACGAAAAGAGAGGCACAUGCUAUAUUAUCCAGAAGGACUGGGUUUGGUAUAUUCAGUAUAAAGAAUACAUUGCUACAGUACGAGAACACUGGCAGGGUUACAUCGCCAAAUCAAAAGAAGCGCCGUAUGUCCCGCAACCACUUGGUCGACGAAUUAGACCGAAAUACAAUUCGUAAAAAAGUUCAUGAAUUUUAUUUGAAGAAAGAAUUCCCUACACUAAAAGAAGUUCUGCAUGCUGUAAACGAAGACGAAGACUUACCAAAUUUUAAACGCACGACGUUUUGGAAAUUGUUAAGCGAGCUCAACUUCACCUACGUUUCCCGUCGACAUAAUAGUAUUCUGAUAGAAAGGGAUGACAUCAUUCUCUGGAGGCGAAACUACCUGAAAGCAAUUCGCAAAUUUCGUAAAGAAGGACGGCCUAUAUAUUACUUGGACGAAACGUGGGUCAACGUCGGUGACGUUUCUUCGAAAGUCAAAAAUACUUCCCUUCGAGGGCUGUCAAUAUCGUCUGAUCCUUCUGGGAAGGGGAAGCGAUUAAUUGUUCUGAAUGUUGGAAGUUCAAUUGGAUUUGUACCGAAUGGAUUGUCAUGUUUCGAAUCCAAGAAAUGUACUGCUGUUUAUCACGACGAGAUGAACGGCGACACAUUCCUGGAAUGGUUUGAAAGGGUUCUACCAUCGCUCGCGGACAAUGCAGUUAUUGUCAUGGAUGACGCUCCAUGUCAUUCAGUGAAGUUAGAGAAAUCGCCCGACUCUUCAUGGAAAAAAAUUGAAAUAAUUGAAUGGUUGAAGAGCAAAGGUCAAGUCGCUGAUAUGUCAAUGUUGAAGCCUGAGCUAUUGCAGAUUGUCUCUCUUAUAAAAGAUAAUUCCAAUAAAUACGUAACUGAUGAGAAGGCUAAAGAGCACAACAAAACUGUGCUCAGAUUGCCUCCAUAUCAUUGUGAGCUGAACCCUAUAGGAAUGGCAUGGUCGAUGGUGAAAGAUCAUGUGAAAAGCCAUAAGACAGAAUUUGAAAUUGACGACGUGAAACGAUUACUUAAAGAAGGAGUUGAGCGCGUUACAACGGAACAUUGGGGCAAUUUCGUCAGGCACGUGAUAGAAGCAGAAACAAAAUUAUGGGAAUCCGAUCAAAUAGCAGAUAGAAUGAUUGACGAUAUGCAACCAUUAUUUAUCGACGUUAACGCCGAUAUUGAUUCAGAUGACGAAUCGAGCGAUUAAAAAUGUAUAAGACAUACCCGGUCAGUAUUGAAUACCGCAGAAGAUAGAGAAAAAAAUGCAAAUCGCUCACUCAACGCUCGACUUAUACCAUGGGCUCUUUUCAGAGCCAUCAAUUCGUUUCAUGCUUAGGCUUGAGAAAGAUAUCGAUUACAAAAAUACCGCGAAAAUAUAUGCUCACUCGUGGAAAUCUGACUCGCAGUUAAUUUAUCAGGGUAUCAUGAAUACUUUGACUCGAAUAUUAUCACAGAUUUCCACUGUAGGAAUUGUUCAUUGUUGGGUCACUACCUUGAAACCGGAAUUGCCCAGGUUCGUUGCAGGUACUUACAUAAAUGGUAAUUGGGCCCGGCAUACAACCAUUGGCAUGAGAGAAUUUCAUUUUUAUCUGAAUUGCAUCUGAAUGUGCGUGACGAAUAAAUUAUACUUGGCUCAGACCUUUUGUAUGAAGUAGACGUCCAUCGUCAUCCGGUUACGAUUAACUAUGCAGGAACUUGUUAUCCGGCAAACAUGAGCGUUAUUUGAACAGGAAUUCAAUUAUAGACACUAUUUGCAAUUUAUUUUGAAAGUAAAUUCCAACAUUCCAAAAAUAGUCUCCUUCCAGUCGAAUAUACUAAAUCCCAUUAUCUAGUUCGCAACUUGCUAACCCAUCACUAAA
Neodiprion fabricii is the source of this 2165-nucleotide messenger RNA. RefSeq lists its product as uncharacterized. Bases 161 to 1513 code for a protein of 450 amino acids. Lineage: Eukaryota; Metazoa; Arthropoda; Insecta; Hymenoptera; Diprionidae. The record is from RefSeq and is a predicted model, not a curated record. Gene Ontology annotation, molecular function: nucleic acid binding. The transcript has 3 exons.